Entrophospora sp. SA101 is the source of this 951-nucleotide messenger RNA. The record is from the annotation of a GenBank genome assembly. NCBI's taxonomy places the organism in Eukaryota, Fungi, Glomeromycota, Glomeromycetes, Entrophosporales, Entrophosporaceae.
AUGGAUGCUGUUGCAGAGGAAGGAGAUACAGUUUCUAUAGCAGAUUUGACGAUUGGUUUGCUUAUUGAUUUAUUAAAAGAUUCUAAUGAUAAUUAUGAAAAAAUAUUAUCGGAACUUGAUGAUAAUAUUCGUAAAGCAGAAAUAUGCCUAGGUGAAAUAAAAAUACGAGAACGUAAUGCAUUAAUAAUCUGGAUAGUGUAUUCAUUAUUAGCAUAUAUCGCAUAUGUAGUAGGAUAUUGGUAUUUUAUCUAUAUGUCUAACGAGGGAGAAAAUUGGGAUUUCAUGAAGGUGGCGCCUGUUUUAACAGGACCUUUUUUCAUAGUAAUUGGUUAUAGAUUCAUUGCUUUAUGGUAUAAAAGAGAAGAAACAAAUGAAAUAUCUCAACUUGAACAACUAAGAGCCAAACAAAGCCUUAAAGUAGAAGAAUUAAAAAAGAAAACUGGUUAUUAUACAACUAAAACUUUGUUGGAAAGAUACGAUUCAACAACCAAACUUCCAGCAAAUCUUCCCGGUCAAAAAAAUCUACCAUUAACAACAGCACCUGGUAAUUUAAAACUUGGGCCAAAUUCUUUACGUCAACGCUUACCACCACCAAACAACAACAACAACAGUGGAGUUAAUAAUAAUAAUGGAAAUAUUGACCAACAAUUAUCUAGAUCAUUAUCAUCAUCGUCAAUAAAUCAAAUUAAUAAUAUACAAAAUCAGCAGCGUCAUUGGUAUGAUAAACUAGUUGAUGUAGUUGUUGGUCGAUCUACAACACCAAAACCAACAAGUAGAGAUUCAUCAUCAGGUCCGGAAAAAUCAAAAGAAAAACAUGAUAAUCAUGAUGACGAUGGUGAUGUUGCUGUUAAUAAAAGAUUGACAUCAAGAUCUAGAAGUAAAGGUAGUCAUCAUGGUGAUGGUACUGAGGGUGAUGACAAUAAUGAAGAUAAUGUUAAAGAUGAAGUUUGA